Molecule: messenger RNA, 2697 nt
Organism: Maylandia zebra (zebra mbuna)
Lineage: Eukaryota; Metazoa; Chordata; Actinopteri; Cichliformes; Cichlidae
Gene: shox2
Product: shox homeobox 2
Biological process (GO): regulation of transcription by RNA polymerase II
Cellular component (GO): nucleus
Molecular function (GO): sequence-specific double-stranded DNA binding; DNA-binding transcription factor activity, RNA polymerase II-specific
Source: RefSeq, a predicted model, not a curated record
GGCGCCGCAAAGUAUAAAUACUGUGACUUCAAUAGAGGAUCACCAGCAGGUUCCCAACUCCGCUACCAAAGGAGGAGGAAUUGGCUGAGAAGAUAUAUCUUCAUAUAUUUUUUACCUUUUGUCCAGAGUUUGGCUGCAUCACCUUGUAUCAUUUUCAAGGGGUCGACUUUAAAAAGAGCCGCACCACUGAUGUCUUAAGCUGUCGUGGAGCAAAGGGAGAGUGUGUGAGUGAGUGAGUGAGUGAGUGUGGUGUGUGUGAUUUUUUUAAAGAGGAGAGGAAGGAGUGAUGGAAGAGCUCACCGCUUUCGUGUCUAAGUCUUUCGAUCAGAAAGUGAAGGAGAAGAAGGAAGUGAUAACCUACAGGGAGGUGUUGGAGACCGGGUCGACGCGAGCAGGGAGCAGGGAGUCUUUAUCUGCGGAGCCGGGGAGCCGAGAGGAGCCGGCCGCCGUUAACCGGAACGUUGCGCUCUCGCCGGGCAGGGAAACUGACAUGCUCGGCCCGGAAAGAAUCAGGGACGCCGGGAGCCCCAAACUCAUUGACGGCACCACGGAUGUAAAAGAGAGAAAAGAGGACUCGAAGCCCAUUGAAGACGAGACACAAACUAAAAUCAAACAGAGGAGAAGUCGGACUAACUUCACAUUAGAGCAGCUCAAUGAGUUGGAGCGGCUCUUCGACGAAACCCACUACCCGGACGCCUUCAUGCGGGAGGAGCUUAGCCAGCGACUGGGACUGUCGGAGGCCCGAGUACAGGUUUGGUUCCAGAACAGAAGAGCCAAAUGCAGAAAGCAGGAAAACCAAUUACAUAAAGGAGUCCUGAUUGGAGCAGCGAAUCAGUUUGAAGCCUGUCGUGUAGCGCCAUAUGUCAACGUGGGGGCUUUACGGAUGCCAUUCCAACAGGAUAGUCAUUGCAACGUGCCGCCCUUCUCCUUUCAGGUGCAGGCGCAGCUACAGCUGGACAGCGCCGUGGCGCACGCGCAACACCACCUGCACUCUCACCUGGCGGCGCACGCGCCCUACAUGAUGUUCCCCGCGCCGCCGUUCGGCCUCCCCCUGGCGACGCUCGCGGCAGAGUCAGCCUCCGCCGCCUCCGUCGUGGCCGCCGCCGCCGCCGCCAAGAACACCAGCAAAAACUCAAGCAUCGCCGACCUAAGACUGAAGGCCAAAAAGCACACGGCCGCGUUGGGACUGUGACCCCUCCUCCCUCUCCCCCCUUCCACUCUACUCCACUUCCCUCACCUCCCCUUCCCCCAGAGAGACGUUACAGGACACGAGGCGCGGACGCACUACGGAACUUGCGACUGAGAGACACUGAACUUUAACGCUUAUAAAGUGUGCGGGGAAAAAAAAAAAUCCAAGGACAAAGUGAGAGAAAAAAAUUAUCCGUGGACGUUAUUUAUGUUUUUAAAACGAAGGACAACGAACAUGACUAUUAAAUAUAGGCUAUUUAUGAGAAAAAUAAAAGGGGACUGUGACGUUAUAGCCUACCCAGACGUGGUUUUUGACGCCAAAAAACAAAAACAAAACAAACAGACAAACAAACAAAUAGAAAAAGAUUUUAAAAAUACAAAAAAUAAAAAUAAAAAAAUGGCGGAUGGGGUGGAUAGCAAGGCUAUACCCACCGCCUUCUCUCAGCAGCCACACGGCUGAGGAGGCCGGCGGGACACCUCGAGGAGCAGGAGGAGGAGGAUGCAGCUGGGUCGGUUAAUACUUUGUCAAACAAGGCGAACCAUUCUGCAGUUGUUUUGAUCUGUUUUAUUAUUGUUAUGUUAUUAUUAUUAUUUCAGUUUGAACCUAUAUAGAGGCUGGCCUCGUUAUAUUUCCAAACCAAUUUCUCUGUGUAAGGACAGAGCGGGAAUUCUUUGACAAACAACAAACAAACAAAAGAGAGAGAGACAAUAAUCGAAGUGUUUUUCCCUCCUCUGUUUCCUGUCCAAUUUGGAAAUGCCUCGGCAGUGUUGUGCAUGAGUAUGUCUUCAAGGAUGACGUGACGUGAGCCCCAUCUCCCUCCCCUCCCUUUCUCUACCCCCCACCUCCUCGACAAAGGGCAACUCUCACUUGAAUGUCUGGCCCAUCUGACCUUGUUUGGACCUCCUCUGGUAAAGGUGAAACGGGCGACACACCAGAAAUGUGAGAUUGUAAAACAUGUGUAGGCUAUGCUGAACUUUCUGUUAGGAUAACCCGAUCUGCUGCCCAUAUUCACAAGGCGAUCUGUGCCUCCCUCCCAGCCCCCCUCCUCCAGCGCUUUAAAGGAGGGCGUAUUGCCAUGAAUGCCAUCUUUUUGGCAGUGAACAAACAGAGAAAUUACAGCAACACGAAGACUGUAUUCAAACCGGUACGGGCACGUGUAAAAUAUGUUUAUAAACCAGACACAUGCAUUAUUUUAUUAUUUAGUGGCUUCAUGAAUGCCUUGUGUGUGGGACGGGGUGGGGUUUGUUCAUUUUGUAUUUUACUUUAUUUCCGUGUAUUAAAAAAAUCAUGUGCUUUCUGUAUGUAAUUUUGAUGUUUUUAUAAACAGUGAAAGUGAACUCACCUGAGGCACGGGUUUCUACAAAAGUAAAAACAAGCAAACCAAAAAAAAAAGUUUAAAAAAAUCACGAGAUUGUUUAACUUUUUUCCCCCCAUCACAUGUGAAACUUGGAUCCACCUAAACAAAAGUGUUUUUCGGUCAUAUAAUAAAUUAACAAACGUUUCUUAAA